Messenger RNA from Pistacia vera, 1298 nucleotides. RefSeq names its product metacaspase-1-like. The transcript has 5 exons. NCBI's taxonomy places the organism in Eukaryota, Viridiplantae, Streptophyta, Magnoliopsida, Sapindales, Anacardiaceae. Gene Ontology annotation, molecular function: cysteine-type endopeptidase activity. Bases 89 to 1153 code for a protein of 354 amino acids. The record is from RefSeq and is a predicted model, not a curated record. Gene Ontology annotation, biological process: proteolysis.
AGAACGAACAGCACGCGAGCUCUCUGGUAUUAAUUUGGUUGAGAAUUUUGUCUGGUUCUCUGCUUUUUACGUGGAUUGGCGUUGAACUAUGAAUAAUUUCAUGCUUGUUAACUGUAGCAACUGCCAUACACUGUUGCAACUCCCUCCCGGCGCCGAAUCUCUAUGCUGCGCUAUUUGCUCAGCCGUCACUCAGGUCACCAAUCAUCGCGCUGCACCUACUCCUCCGCCUUCUUUACAUACCCACCCGCCACCGCCACCAUCUCUUUCUUAUCCACAGGCUCCUGGGAGAAAGAGAGCCCUUAUCAUCGGUAUAUCUUACAAGCACUCCAAACAUGAGCUUAAAGGUUGCAUCAAUGACGCCAAGUGCAUGCGUUAUCUUCUCAUUAACAAGUUUCACUUUCCACAAGAAUCCAUUCUCCUGCUUACAGAAGAAGAAAGCGAUCCUUAUAGAAUUCCAACUAGACACAACAUAAGGAUGGCGAUUUAUUGGCUUGUGCAAGGUUGUCAACCUGGAGACUCCCUAUUGUUUCACUAUUCUGGUCAUGGUUCACAGCAAUUGAAUCACGGAGGAGAUGAAGCAGAUGGAUAUGAUGAAACUUUAUGUCCCGUUGACUUUGAAACUCAUGGUAUGAUUGUUGAUAAUGAGAUCAAUGCUACCCUUGUUAAACCUCUUCCUUAUGGUGUUAAGCUCCAUUCUAUUAUUGAUGCUUGCCACAGUGGCACUGCUCUCGAUUUACCCUUCCUUUGCAGAAUGAACAGUAGUGGACAAUAUGUAUGGGAGGAUCAUCGUCCACGUUCAGGAGUGUGGAAAGGAACAAGUGGUGGAGAAGUAGUCUCCUUCAGUGGUUGUGAUGAUCAUCAAACCUCUGUGGAUACCUCUGCUCUGUCAAAGAUCACCUCUACUGGUGCCAUGACUUUCUGCUUCAUCCAAGCUAUUGAACGUGGGGAUGCGGCUACAUAUGGAACCAUCCUUAAUUCAAUGCGCCAUGCCAUUCGAACUGUAGGUACUAAAACUAACAAUACUUAUGGUGACCCUUCAACUCUCAUGAACAUGCUAGUGGCAGGAGGCAGCGUCAAUGGUGGGCUCACACAGGAACCACAGUUAACUGCCUGUGAGCCAUUUGAUGUGUAUACAAAACCUUUUUCCCUUUGAUUUUGAUUUAUAUUCGAAUUUUGUCGGCACAACAUUGAUUGUGUUGGUGGGAUCCCCAUAUGUUAUGCUUUUGCUUUGUCUCGCCAUGUAUACAACACUAUCUUCAUUUUUGUACAGUACAUGUUUCUCACGCUAUCAGUCAUGA